This is a messenger RNA of Fusarium oxysporum Fo47, 1565 nucleotides long. RefSeq names its product major facilitator superfamily domain-containing protein. Lineage: Eukaryota; Fungi; Ascomycota; Sordariomycetes; Hypocreales; Nectriaceae. The transcript is spliced from 5 exons. Gene Ontology annotation, cellular component: membrane. Gene Ontology annotation, biological process: transmembrane transport. The coding region runs from base 1 to 1446 and encodes 481 amino acids. Gene Ontology annotation, molecular function: transmembrane transporter activity. The record is from RefSeq and is a predicted model, not a curated record.
AUGGAUCCAGACAAGACCAGCACAGAUGGCACAGACAACAUGAGGGGUUCAACAGGCGAGCAACCUCUCCUCUCAACGCCCGACAUGGACCGAAGGAUCAGACACGCCUUCGACCGUCGCGUCAUGCCCGUCGUCUGCUGUCUCUACGUCCUAUCGUACCUCGACCGCGGUAACAUCGGCAACGCCAAGACCGCCGGUGCACAAGAAGCCCUGAACCUAAGCUCCGAUGACUGGUCGUGGGUUCUCAAUUCGUUUUAUAUCGCGUAUAUCCUGUUUGAGUGGACGACUAUGCUUUGGAAGAUAUUCCCUGCUCAUAUCUAUGUCUCGAUCCUUUGUGUCUGCUGGGGAACGGCUGCGAUGUGUUCUGGGGCAGUGCAUAAUAUGACCCAAUUGAUAGUCACGCGCAUCUUCCUCGGUAUCUUUGAAGCUACCUUUGGCGCUGGUGCUCCAUUCUUCUUAUCGUGUCUGUAUAAAAGAAGAGAGCUGGGUCUCCGGAUGUCUAUUUUACUUGGCAUGUCUCCUCUGGCAAACACCUUUGCGUCAAGCUUAGCAUACGGCAUCACCCAUAUAAAAGGGUCUCUAGCCCCAUGGAGAUUAUUAUUCAUCAUCGAGGGCGCACCGACCAUCGCCUUCGCUCCCGUGGUCUACUUCUUCCUCAUCGACUCCCCCGCAACCGCCAAGUUUCUCACUGAAGAGGAAAGAUAUUUCGCCGUUCAGCGCGUACAAGGUCCCGAUGGAGCCAAGAAGAGCGUCAACUGGAGACAAAUCAUCGCCGGAAUACUCGACUACAAGAAUUACGUCCACUCCAUUAUUCACUUCUGCUGCAACUUUUCGUUUGCAGCUUUGUCCAACUUCCUUCCCACGAUAGUCAGUGCCAUGGGUUACAGCUCUAUCAAUGCCCAGGGACUCACAGCGCCGGCUUAUUUCACGGCUUUCCUUCUCUGUAUGGGAGCUGCGUUCUUCUCAGAUCGGUGCGGAAAUCGUGGGUUUGUCGUAGCUGGCUUUGCUGCCAUGGCCACUGUUGGCUAUGGUCUGCUUGCAGGUAUACAAGAUAUCCAUCGCCCGGGCCCCAGAUACGCUGGUGUAUGGCUCGCAGCCUGUGGAAUCUUCCCAGCGCUCUGCAUCAACAUUACCUGGCUGCUCAAUAACCAGGGACGCGAUUCGAAGAAGGGCGCAGGUCUUGCCAUUACUUUGAUAAUUGGGCAAUGCUCGUCUCUCCUCAGCAGUUACAUGUUUCCAAAAGAAGAUGCACCAUUCUUUGUCAAGGGUUGCGCCAUCGGCUGCGGUAUGAGCGGCGCUAUCGUUAUCCUUGCUUUGCUUAUGCAUUUCGCCUUGGAGAGAGAGAACAAGCGUAAUGAAAAACUCUAUGGACCUUUGGAUAACGACGCUGAGGUUGAUGCUGCAGAUGAGGGAGAGCAGAGCAGGGACUUCCGAUAUCUGACCUGAGUAGAUAGCGUUGCCAAUUAGACGUCAUGCAUUCUCGCUUUCAACCUGCCCACCAUGUCAGCAUUAGGCUGUAAGGCAUAUCAGAAGGCGGAUCAGGGACCCCAACCAUAGCCUAAAUG